UGUUUAUCAAUACCACUGAGAAAGAGAAGAGAAGAGAGAGAAAAUGGCGAUAACACUGAACAAUGGAUUCAAAAUGCCGAUUAUUGGGCUUGGAGUUUGGCGUAUGGAAAAGAACGACAUCAAAGAUCUCAUCAUUAACUCCAUUAAAAUUGGAUAUCGUCACUUUGAUUGUGCUGCUGAUUACCAGAAUGAAGCUGAGGUUGGGGAGGCACUUGCUGAAGCAUUUCAGACUGGGCUUGUUAAGAGGGAGGAUCUCUUCAUAACAACUAAGUUAUGGAACUCAGACCAUGGACAUGUACUUGAAGCCUGUAAAGACAGUCUAAAGAAACUUCGACUUGAUUAUUUGGAUCUGUACUUGGUUCACUUUCCUGUAGCCAUAAAGCAUACUGGAGUUGGUACUACAGCGAGUACGCUGGAUAAAGAUGGUAUGCUGGAAAUUGACACAACCAUAUCCUUGGAGACCACCUGGCAUGCGAUGGAAGAACUUGUUUCUAUGGGUUUAGUUCGCAGCAUUGGUAUAAGCAACUAUGAUGUCUUUCUGACAAGAGAUUGCUUAGCAUAUUCCAAAAUCAAGCCUGCUGUGAACCAGAUUGAAACACAUCCUUAUUUCCAACGUGAUUCACUAGUGAAAUUCUGUCAGAAGUACGGGAUCUGUGUUACUGCCCAUACUCCUCUAGGAGGUGCUGCUGCUAAUACUGAAUGGUUUGGGACAGUAUCUUGCUUGGAUGAUACAGUUCUUCAGGGUCUUGCAGCGAAACACAAAAAGACUGCGGCACAGAUUGCUCUGCGAUGGGGGAUUCAGCGCAAUACAGUUGUCAUACCAAAGUCGUCCAAGUUAGAUAGAUUGAAGGAGAACUUCCACAUUUUUGAUUUCGAACUGACUGAAGAAGACAUGGAACAGAUUAAAAGCAUAGAUCGCAAGUACCGGACCAAUCAACCAGCCAAGUUUUGGGGAAUAGAUUUGUAUGCUUGAAAGCUCAAUCAAGGAUAAGAAUUUAGGACCUCUGCUUAAAGAUGAAUUUAAAACAAGAUUUUCUACUGCUUCAGUGCCUGGAUGCAUAAUUGCAUAUGUAUCUUAAAAACUUAGAGCUUGACACUCAUCUGAUUCUGUAGAACUGAGUGUAUCUUAGCGCAGUAUGCUUUUGGCCUGCAGGACUUUAAGACUUCAAUUUAUGGUACCAAAACUGUAAUAUGUUCGCGUUAUAUUAUACUCCCAUUCAUGCUCUAAUAA
Messenger RNA from Beta vulgaris subsp. vulgaris (sugar beet), 1231 nucleotides. Its product is annotated as NADP-dependent D-sorbitol-6-phosphate dehydrogenase. The record is from RefSeq and is a predicted model, not a curated record. Gene Ontology annotation, molecular function: aldose-6-phosphate reductase (NADPH) activity. Lineage: Eukaryota; Viridiplantae; Streptophyta; Magnoliopsida; Caryophyllales; Amaranthaceae. Bases 44 to 973 code for a protein of 309 amino acids. The transcript has 6 exons.